Melampsora larici-populina 98AG31 is the source of this 3336-nucleotide messenger RNA. RefSeq lists its product as uncharacterized. The transcript has 8 exons. Bases 1 to 3336 code for a protein of 1111 amino acids. Lineage: Eukaryota; Fungi; Basidiomycota; Pucciniomycetes; Pucciniales; Melampsoraceae. The record is from RefSeq and is a predicted model, not a curated record.
AUGCAAAAUCGAACCGAGCCCAAUGUCUUCCAACAACCACAAACCCAGCCUACUUCCUUUGCUCAGAUGUCUAUUUGUUCUACUCGAGAUCAGCCAAACCAUGAUGGACCAUCACAAACCGAGCCCAAUGUCUUCCAGCGACCACCAAGCCAGCCCACAUCCCUUUCUCGGAUGUCUAUUUGUUCCACUCGAGAUCAGCCAGACCAUGAUGGGCCAUCACAAACCAAGCUCAACGUCUUCCAACAACCACAAACCCAGCCUACUUCCUUUGCUCGUAUGUCUAUUUGUUCCACUCGAGAUCAGCCAGACCAUGAUGGGCCGGCAUCACAAACCGAGCUCAACGUCUUCCAACAACCGCAAACCCAACCUACAUCCCUUUUUCGGAUGUCUAUCUGUUCCACUCAAAAUCAGCCAAACCAACAACCUACCCAUCGCCAAAGCGUACAUUCCACUCAAAAUCAGCCAAACCAACAACCUACCCAUCGCCAAAGCGUACAUUCCACUCAAAAUCGGCCAAACCAACGACCUACCCAUCGCCAAAGCGUCCAAUCCCAAAGAAUAUCAGCAUCUGCGGCAAAUGCCCAUCAAUCCAAUUCUAACUCUAUAACCCAUGCAGCGACAUCCCCUCAUGAAGAAGACUCAGCGCCGCCAUCAUCGCAUGGUGCGGAUUCGGAUGAUGUGCAAGAAGAUGACCAAGAUACCCCAGAAUCCGACUUUGAUGGAGUUUUUGAUCUAGGUGAACAUCGCAAGUAUGAAAAUCGGGGAGCUUCACGCCGAGCUCGAAAGACAACGGCAAGACAUGAUGGCACUCGCUAUGAAAAGCUAGCUAAGGAUCCAGUAGAGUGUUCUCAGUACGAACGACUAACCAUUGCAAUGCAUCAUUACCACAACUUGCUCCUAGGUAUUGUUCGGAAACGUAAAGGCCAAAAGGGCAAUCGAUUGCUCCCUCUACCACCCUCGGACGAUGAAUAUUCCGCUUGGGACAAACGGAAAACUGAGCGUCGACACAUUGUUGACAAGAGUGUCAAAAAAGCUCGUAAUCGCUACCUCCGAAAACAUCCAAAGGCUCUACCUGCUCAGCUUGCUAAAGUUGCAGAUCACGCGGCUGAAGACGCAAUCUCCACAAUCCCUCCAGUCAAAUUUACCUCUCUAGUUGCCCUCAGGAAUUCAGGCGUUCUUUAUUCAACAACGGUCGUCUCUAUUUGCGAAGGUGCACUGGCCCUGUCUGGCUUUGCGCGAUUUACUUACGAUUGGACUGAUACCAUCAAGUCAAAAUGGAAUGAAGCCGUAUCUUGCAUUAUUAUCCAAGAGUGGGAGAAGUGCUACAAAAGGGGUGAUGCUGAUGAUUAUGACAUUGAUUCCACACAAGUGACGCCCAAAAAUCUUAGACAAGUUAUUGACCGGUGGUUCAAGACCAAGGCGCGCGAAUUUUCAAACCAAUCCGGUGACCAGACACAAGAAGAUGACGAAAACCAAGCUCUUUUGCAAGAGGCUGCAAAAGAGAAAACUCGCCGAAGGGAAUCACGAAAGAGGAGAAUUUUCCCGGAACACCGAAGCCUCCAAGCGCUCUUGUCCGAGAGAUCAAUCCAUUCUGAAGAUGAAGUGGACUCUACUGGUCACGCUUACCGGAAGCCAAAGCUUUGGAGACAUAAAGAUCUCAAUGAAUUCCGGAAGCCAAAGCUUUGGAGACAUAAAGAUCUCAAUGAAUUCCUCCACGAGUUGGACGCGCUGUAUAUCAAAGAACAGCAGACUGACCAGGCAAUCACCUCCGCUAACUAUCUUGCCCGACCGCCAAAGGGAUUUCCCAAAGCUUUACUUGACCAGGACUUUAUAAAUCAACAUGUUUCAAGAGUCGCCGUUUUGGGCCUUGAACUAUCUGCACACAAGUAUGACUUGAGGCCCUUAAUUGAACGUACUAAAUGGCUUCAGCUACCAGAAGCCAGUUACGUUGCCACUUUGGGUGUCGGUAUCAAGUCUGAGUGUCAGUGCACCGUAAGUAGCGGAUUCUUCUCAAACAACAAAACAGCCAGCGGAACCCUUCAAGAACUGCCGAACCAACCUCACAUUCAUUACAGCAGAACCUUUCAGAAGACCAACUCAAAUCACCACUCGCUUUUCUUUGUGCCCACCUCUUGUUCGCUUUUCCUCGACCAUUUCCCUUCCUCUCAAAGCUAUUCACCAAGUGCUAACUUCCAAGACACACUACCACUAAGACACACUACCACAAUUACAUCACGAACCGUUGCCGCGAUCGCUUUUAUGUUCCCUUUGGACAUGCGCUCCUUACCCGUCUCGCAUUCAUCGCCACCCUUGUACUUGGGUUUUUUGCAGGUCAUCCGUUUCCGAUCCACUCGUUCUUACUUCAAGAACUGUGCUACCAAGGCGAGAAGUUGGCUUGCCCUGGCAGCUCGCCGAUUUCAAGCCAAUCGUGAAACCCCGGGCCAAUUGUUUUCAAGUAGCCCGCCUCCAGCCUCAGUCGCGUCUUCCGGCCCUCCUCAGUCGCCUGCCGUCUUACCUUGUACCACUCCUUCCAGUCCCAUCACCUCACCCGACCCUGCUCUGUCGGCUCUAAUCAUACCUACUACCUCCGAACCUCCCAGCCCCAUGAGCAUUGACCCUGCUUCCUUCGCCCUCAUGCCUCCUCACUAUGGCGACCCCAAUACUCUUUUUACUCUUCCCUCGACUUCUUCCUCCUCCACUCGCACCAGCCCUAUGAGCAUCGACCCGCCCUCUAUCAUCGAGAGCUUCCAACAUUCGACUGGUUCAACAUCAUCUCGCACCGUGUCAUCUCGUCGUUCCGCAUGCUAUUUCACAAUCGAGCAACUUCUAGAUCUGGAAAUCCAUCGUCUUUCGCCCACGCCCAGCUCUUCAAGACAGCCACGUCCACCAUCCGCGACUGACGUGUCACCCCCAGAUUUGGCUACUCACCUUGCAGCUCGGAUCCCACGACCUUAUGCUCACUCCCCUUGCCCGGACGUUUCCCUUCCUCCGUCGCCCCCAUUCGAUUACGCACCUGUGAAACGAUCUUGUUCACUCUCUGUAGUUGAUGAGUCACACGCACAACCUUACAAGCGCAACAAGCGCCACAUGUCGGAAGGCUUGCCUCCUCAGCCUCUAGCGCUAGACGUCAGGAAACGUCGCUUCUCCGUCUUGUUGGAAGACGGUCAGCAUGUACAACCGUAUAAGCGCUACAAGAUCAGUUCUCGAGUUCCUCUUUAUGCGGCGGAUGCGUUUCCUCUUACAUCUUCCUCCAGGUAUCAGCACGGUUGGUGUGUUGACUCAAACAAGACGCCCGAAUUUUGGACUUCAUGUCAAAAGACAAUUCAAGAGUCGUAA